Alligator sinensis (Chinese alligator) is the source of this 3807-nucleotide messenger RNA. RefSeq names its product Src like adaptor (gene SLA). The transcript is spliced from 8 exons. Lineage: Eukaryota; Metazoa; Chordata; Crocodylia; Alligatoridae. Bases 257 to 1093 code for a protein of 278 amino acids. Gene Ontology annotation, molecular function: protein binding. The record is from RefSeq and is a predicted model, not a curated record.
UGUUGAAAACACUUCAAGCCUGCCUUCUUUCUCAGAGAGGAAGUAUGUGGCCUGUUUGACAAGUGCCGUUCUACAUGACGGGGUGAACUUCACAACACGCUCAUUCAACUGGCUGCUUCUCAACCUCAUCGGUUAGAUCCUGCUAGCGGCAUGAACACUGCAGCAUGACUUCUCCUUUUCUAAAACAUACUUCAAACUGGAGUACAAUGCUCUGCAUUUAAAGUUCUGAAGUACAUUGACAAAAAUAAAGAGAGCAAUGGGAAACACUAUGAAAACAACAAGAGCCCCUGAAGAAACAAGUGUGCCAAACCAAGCCGGUCAGGAGAGCGACUUCCUUGCUGUCCUUUAUGAUUAUCCCUCUCCGGAUAUUGGCGAGCCAAUAUUUCAAGUAGGGGAGAAAUUACGUGUGUUAUCAGAUGAAGGAGGCUGGUGGAGAGUCCAUUCUCUCACAACAGGUCGAGAAAACUAUAUUCCCGGGAAACACGUAGCAAAGGUUUACCACGGCUGGUUAUUUGAAGGGCUUGGAAGAGAGAAAGCAGAGGAACUCCUACAACUUCCCAACACCAAGUUCGGGUCUUUCAUGAUCAGGGAGAGUGAAACUCGGAAAGGAUUAUAUUCCCUGUCAAUCCGACACGUGCAAGUGAAACAUUACAGAAUAUUCCGCAUGCCAAACAACUGGUAUUACAUCUCUCCACGGCAAACCUUUCAGUGCCUUGAGGACCUUGUGAAUCACUAUUCAGAGGUGGCCGAUGGGCUUUGCUGCAUCCUUACCACACCCUGCCUCACACAGUGCGCGAACAACAGCGGCGCGAGGACCCAGGCAGAUCCUGUGAUCAUGCGGAACAAAAACUUCAGCUGGAGGAACGUGCACAGGCUACAGAUGAAUAAUGAAGAAAGUGAAAGCACUCUGGAGAUGGACGAUUCCUGCCUCAGCUUCGGCCUCAGGGAAAGCAUUGCCUCUUAUCUGUCCCUAGCAGGAGAAGACAACUCCUCUUUCAGAGACAACAGAAAGAAGAAAACCCAGUCUCUCAUAUACACAGGGAACAAACGCAAAAAUAACUUCCACUUCCCAGCUCUGUUUUAUGACGACUGAACCUGAGACUGAAUCAGUCCACAAAAAAAGAACUGAGAUGUUAAACCAGGCCAAGAUGUUUGCACAGCCCAGCUCCCUUCCACAGCUCACAGAUGUGAGCAAACUGCCUGGUGAUCAAAGGGGACAUUUCAAGGGAAGCAACGCUAACUUCAUAAUGCUGGGUUUGGUUUUGCACGAUCUGUGUUUUGAAUGUUAACCAGAGACCUUGUACAAGGCACCAGCUCAGCCACUGCAUGUGUACAUACUAAGGGAUGCACCUUCGAUCAUAAUCUGCUCACAAAGAAAUUGAAGUGGAGACAGAGACUCUACAUAAACUUUAAAAAUGACUACGUGAACAGAUGACUCUAAUAAAAGUGAAAUCCGUCACUGUACCAAGGUUCAGCACAAGGUUUGGUGCUACUUAUAGACCCAUUUGCAUCCUCCGAGUAGGCCUUGUACUGGCACCAUUCACAGAAGCAAACAGUGCCUAGCAUGGUUACACACCAAAAUGGUUCUUCUUGAUUAUGUAGGUCGGCUGUAUCUGGCCCACCGGCACGAAGCAAGGAUGGGACAUGCAAUUCAGCACCUUUCCUGCCUUUCUGGAAGAUUGAUGGCAAUAAGAAAACUGGAUACAAAGUUACUUCUAUUUCCACCUUCAUGGCAUCAGAAGUCCGGGACUUAAGAAAUUAAAAGCCUGCUGGUGUUUAGCUUCCUCUCAAAAUCUCUUGGUCUCCCUGAUUCUGAACUUCACUAAUGCAAAUUUCUCCUUCUUUGGGGAGAGGGGAGAAUUAGAAACUGUUUUCUGGUAGUUUUUAACCCAGCUGCUGACAAUACCAAUACAUCACAAAGGAAUCACAAGCUUGAGUCUAAAUUUGGGAGUUUCUUCUGAGUGAGUUAAUUGGCUUCAAGGUGGAUCCACAGGUGUAACAGAGUAGAGUUCAGCUGCUCAGGAUAAAUGUACCUACUAGGAAGGUAACAUUUUUUAAUUGAAAUAUAAAGUAUGGUCAGAUUAAGGCUUACCUACUGCAGUAGGCAUCAAGUUGUAUAGGUAUUCAGAUCUUAACCUAUUCCCUCGAAAGCUGCAAAUAUUUAUGCAUUGUAUUUAUAGUUUUUUUAGCAUGUAGAUCUAUCUGUUGCAACAUGUUCAAAGCAGACUUUUCUGACCUUCUUGUCUAAAAAAGAUGCAUAAAAUAGCAAAGAGCUAUGUAAACCCAUCCUAGUAACUUGCAGACUGGGCCAUCUUAUCUUUCACGGAUAAGACUAUCUCCUAUGUCUUUAAAACAUGCAUUUUUUUUUAAUGUUUAUAAAUGAGAUGACAAUUGAGUCCUUCCAGUCUGCUUUGCUACUCCCUUCUGCUCUAAGCAGUCCUUCACAUCCAAAGAUGCAAAAUGAUAUCAAGAAUGAUUCAUUUUGCUUUGGUAGUGUUUUAUAUCUGCUUUGCAUGGGUCUCGGUGACCACCUGAGCUAAAGCAGUAGAGAUCAGCUCCUUUUCAUAUAUCUUCUGUACAUGCCUCCUAGCACAAAUCUGGCUAUGCCUGUCAUUAGGUCUUGCAGAAUAUCAGCUACACUAGUGCUAAAAGUUCACCGUGACUCAUGCAAACAGUUCGUAGCUUGUUUUAGCACAUUAGGGAACAUUAACAUAUGAAUGUAAUUUACUUACAAACAUUGACCAUCACAGAAGGGAAGGAACUUAGGAACUCUAGUUGUUUGUACAGUUUAAUAUAUUACUACUGUUCAGUGUUAAUGUUAUUAAGGUGUCCAAGUCUUAAUCAAAGAAAUAUAUAUGUAAAGCAUUACAAUUUUCUAAAUGAUGUCUUUGUUUUUUUUCAUUAUAAUCAGCCUUUUGGCUAAAUUCAGGUGCAGAGCUAAAUUUUACAUGAACUUGGUAGGGUCUUUGCUAAGCAGAGGGGUUAAGAUACAGGUAUUAUAAUGCUCAGUCUCAGGAUCAGACUACUAGAACCUACAAAAUCUCAUCAUACGACUAUCAUUUGAGAAAGAAAGGAGAAAAAUCCUAACAAGAUCAUAUUGACAGCAUUUUAGUAUUUACUCUGCAGCUUGAGCACCACUCUCAUUCUGAUCAGAGAGACUAAUGACAUUUUUAAUUAAGACUUGUUGGCUUGGGCCAUCACUUAGGACCACUGCCCUACCGAUCAGAGUUUUGUAUCAAGGACUGAGGUUAACAACUAAGGUUUCAGCUAGGCCUUACCUACAUUUUUCAGAAGCAUGCAAGACCUAUUUUCAAAAAGAAGCCUCCACUUUUAAGGUGCCUAGAAAGUCAAUGACCCCUAAUCUACGCCAUAGCUGCACUGUUUUAAUGAAAGAUUGGGUAUUAACCAAUUUAGUUAGACCAGCACCAAAUUCUAUAUAGAUGCUCUUAAUUUGGUUCAAGUCAGAUCACUGCAAUUUAGUUUAACUCUAUUCCUUACCAUGUUAGUCUCGAUUGAUAUAAACGAGGUUCAAAUACAACGUGUCCACACAGAUUUUUGCGCCGGCUUAAGUCAGUCAAAUUCCAAAGCAAUUUCAAGUUAAAUAUCUUACAGAGUAGAUAUACAUACGUGAACUUUUUUCUUGGGUACAGCUUUCAUGACUGAAAAAGCUUUAGGAAAUUAACACUUCUCCAUUUAUCAGGAUGUAAAAGUGUAAUUUAGCGCUUAACAAAGACCCAAAAUGAGGCAUACAAAACUGAUGCAUAAUGAAAAAUUAAAUUACUUGAAGCGACUUAGUCUUUACAUCUG